This is a messenger RNA of Colletotrichum graminicola M1.001, 594 nucleotides long. RefSeq lists its product as uncharacterized. The transcript is spliced from 2 exons. Lineage: Eukaryota; Fungi; Ascomycota; Sordariomycetes; Glomerellales; Glomerellaceae. The record is from RefSeq and is a predicted model, not a curated record. Bases 1 to 594 code for a protein of 197 amino acids.
AUGUCCCCGGGAGGUGGUGAAGUUAUUGAAGAAGAAGCCCGCGCAUCCGUCGUAAAAGAAGUCAUCAACCAGCCCGGCCGGAACGAUAUCUUCGUUGGGGACCGACCGAACCAAAUCGCCCUAGCCAGCGGGGCCCUGAUCGACGGGUUCAACCCCGGAUACGGGUUCAACCCUGGAUACGGACCGAUGGGUUAUCAACUUUGCACUCAGUGCCGCCGUUACUGGCAUACAUCCUUCUCCGAGACCGUCUGCUACCGCUGCCGCAAUGCCGUCGGCUACCGCGGCGGCUACUUCGACGACCGCUCCAGCAUCAGCUACGGCUCCGGGUACGGCUACGGCCACGGCUACGACCGUGGGUACGGACACGGUUAUGGACACGGAAACGGUUACGGUCACGGUUACGGUCACGGUUACGGCCACGGUCACGGCUGCUGUCGGUGCUCCUACUGCGAACGCGUUAGGUAUUCGGGGGACUGCGGGUGCCGUGGAAACAUCAGUAUCUGCAGGGACCGGUGCGGGAGGCCAGCGCUGUGCCGGCCGUGCCCGAAGAGGCUUGCUUUUGAGAAGAAGAUCGUGAAGCGGUACUACUGCUGA